Molecule: messenger RNA, 934 nt
Organism: Trifolium pratense (red clover)
Lineage: Eukaryota; Viridiplantae; Streptophyta; Magnoliopsida; Fabales; Fabaceae
Exons: 2
Coding region: 397-729 (110 amino acids)
Source: RefSeq, a predicted model, not a curated record
GUUUGUUUGUUUCUUUCUCUGUCACUCUCUUCUCUUUACUUCCAAGGUCACUCCUGUGGCCUAUGUUUCCAAAGGAAACCCUUUUUCCCCCCUUCUUCUCUUUCUCCUUUCUUAAACCCUCUCUUCCAAAUUCCAACUCAUAAUUCAUUUCCCUUCUAUUUUUAAUUCCCAUUUCUUCCAUUUACUUUUACAAUCUUCAAAGCUAGUUUGGUUACUUCAACUCUCUACAUAAUCAAUACCAAGCCAAAGCUCACCAAUUCAUCUAUUAAUUUCCACCAAAUACUCAUUUUUGAUACACCAAUUUGAAGUUCACCAAAAUAAGUCAAGAUUACCAAAUAGCCCUUUUGAAAAACACAAACCUAAGACUAAGAAACUUUGUCAGUGACAAAACAAACCAUGAUGAUUCCUUCUCAUAGUCUCAUUUUCUCUCUCAUUUUUGUUUCCAUUUUAGCCAAUGAAGCAACCUUGUUACAUGAAGCAAAUGGGUCAUUUCCAAUGGUACCUGUGAUGGAAGCUGGGAAGAUGGAGAUGAUGAUGGUGAUGAAUGAUAGCAGAAGGAAACUUGGAGUGUUCAGAAUAUGUGCUCUAUGUACUUGCUGCGGUGGAGCAAAAGGGGUUUGUAUACCCUCUCCUUGUUGCUAUGCAAUCAAUUGCAACCUUCCCAAUAAGCCUUUUGGUUUCUGUUCAUUUGCACCUAAGUACUGUAAUUGCUUUGGGUGCCAUCUUUAAUUUCUCUCUUAGUUUGCUUCAUUCCCCUAUUAUUAUAAUUUUAUCAUUAUUAUAAGCUAUUAUAAUAACAUUAAUCUAAAUUGAGGAUUGAUUAUCUUUAAUUAAUUAUGUUGCAAGUGUGAAUGAGAAGUUAAGAUUAAGAAUAUCUGUUCUUGAUUUGUAUGUUUGUUUAAUUAUUAAUUUAUUAUUGUCAUCAUGAUUAUUA